This is a messenger RNA of Synchiropus splendidus (mandarinfish), 5910 nucleotides long. It is a transcript of the gene brsk2a, whose product is annotated as BR serine/threonine kinase 2a. The record is from RefSeq and is a predicted model, not a curated record. The transcript has 19 exons. Gene Ontology annotation, molecular function: ATP binding; tau-protein kinase activity; protein serine/threonine kinase activity. Bases 182 to 2836 code for a protein of 884 amino acids. NCBI's taxonomy places the organism in Eukaryota, Metazoa, Chordata, Actinopteri, Syngnathiformes, Callionymidae. Gene Ontology annotation, cellular component: cytoplasm. Gene Ontology annotation, biological process: protein phosphorylation; intracellular signal transduction; microtubule cytoskeleton organization.
UCUGCGGCGGUAGCAGAACUGAGGAGAGACCGAGAACACCUCACCUCCUCACACGGCGAGCGAGGGAGGGAGAACCGAGGGAAGGCGUGUGGAGUUUAAGCCAAACACAAGGGCGACUUGGAGGAGUGUUUGACCAACCGCCUUUCAUUCAUCAAGUCGCCGGUUUCCACGCAGAAUCGUCAUGUCAUCGUCCGGUAAAGACAACAGCGGCGCCCAACAUGCCAAUUAUGUGGGACCUUACCGUUUGGAGAAGACGCUGGGGAAAGGACAGACAGGUUUGGUCAAGCUCGGAGUUCACUGUGUCACGUGCCAGAAAGUUGCCAUAAAGAUUGUCAACCGGGAGAAACUGAGCGAGUCUGUACUCAUGAAGGUGGAGCGAGAAAUAGCUAUCCUGAAGCUCAUAGAACACCCGCACGUUUUAAAGCUCCAUGACGUCUACGAAAAUAAAAAGUACUUGUAUCUUGUACUAGAACACGUGUCUGGAGGUGAGCUCUUCGACUACCUGGUGAAGAAAGGACGGUUAACACCGAAAGAAGCUCGGAAGUUCUUCAGACAGAUCAUGUCGGCGCUCGAUUUCUGCCACAGUCAUUCCAUAUGCCACAGGGAUCUGAAACCAGAGAACCUGCUACUAGACGAGAAGAACAACAUCAGGAUAGCAGACUUCGGCAUGGCCUCUCUUCAGGUCGGAGACAGUCUCCUGGAAACCAGCUGUGGAUCUCCACACUACGCCUGUCCAGAAGUCAUUAGGGGGGAGAAGUACGAUGGAAGGAAAGCAGACGUCUGGAGCUGCGGGGUCAUUCUUUUCGCCCUAUUGGUGGGGGCUCUGCCUUUUGAUGAUGACAACUUGAGGAAUCUUCUGGAGAAGGUGAAGCUGGGUGUUUUCCACAUGCCCCACUUCAUCCCUCCAGACUGUCAGAACCUUCUCCGCGGCAUGAUUGAGGUGGACGCUUCCAAAAGACUGACGUUAGAGAAGAUCCAGAAACACACAUGGUACAUAGGGGGCAAGAACGAGCCUGAGCCCGAACAGCCCGUCCCGAGGAAGGUGACCAUCCGCAGCCUUCCCUCGGCGGACGACAUCGACCCAGACGUCCUCGACAGCAUGCACUCGUUGGGCUGCUUCCGAGACAAAAACAAACUCCUCAAAGACCUGCUCUCCGAUGACGACAACCAAGAAAAGAUGAUCUACUUCCUCCUGCUGGACCGUAAGGAGCGGUAUCCGAGUCAGGAAGACCAGAACCUUCCUCCGCGCAAUGAGAUUGAUCCACCCAAGAAGCGCGUGGACUCGCCCAUGCUAAAUCGUCACGCCAAGAGAAGACCCGAGAGGAAAUCGAUGGAGGUCCUGAGUGUCACAGAUGGAGGGUCACCAGUGCCGGUCAGGAGGGCCAUCGACAUGACGCAACACGGACAGAGGUCGAGGUCCAUCAGCGGGGCGUCCUCCGGCCUCUCCACCAGCCCACUCAGCAGUCCGCGGCCUGUUAGAAAGUUUGGUGUGCCGCCUCAGUCCCCGGAUUUGCCACAGUCCCCUUACGCCAGCCCGUGUCCGUCCCCGGAGCCGGUUCCAAAUCGCGCCGGCUCGCUUGUCUCGACUCCUAAUUCGCUGUCUCCGAACAGUGAACCUGUGCCAUCAGCUCUUAACAAGACUCAAACUCUCCCUGCCAAGCCCAAACUCGCCCCAAAGCCUCUACACGCCACACGCUCCAACCCGCUCCCUGAAACCGAGGCCGACGAAGCGUCCACACCAAAAUCAGAGCCGUCGACUCCCAGCCAGCUCCCGUCGCAACCUCCAUCUGCGUCCAUGCCUCCUACGCCAACCUCCCCCACCCCACCGUCCUCCCCAGCUCCGAUCCCGCUUCCCAGUAGCCCUCAAGUGCGUCGCGCCCAAUUCGCUGCCAAUCCCCAACUCUCUGUGCCCUUCAGUCCAGCGGUGCCGCUCUCGCCUAUCAGGUUGCACCACUUUCACCCGGUGGUGCCAGUUCCUUUCUCUUACACUGACCCACCCAAAUCUAUCCCUCUAAUACAGGUUACCCCACACCCCUCCCCUCGAGGUAGCCCUCUCCCGACCCCCAAAGGUACACCGGUGCACACUCCCAAGGACAGCCCAUCCGGGACUCCCACACCCACGCCGCCGCCCAGCCCCUCCAUCGGCGGUCUACCCUGGAGGACACGACUCAACUCCAUCAAGAACAGCUUCCUGGGAUCGCCACGCUUUCACCGCAGGAAACUACAGGUUCCCACGCAAGAGGAGAUGUCCAGCCUCACGCCCGAGUCUUCCCCAGAACUUGCCAAAAAAUCCUGGUUCGGUAACUUCAUCAGCCUGGAGAAGGAGGAGCAGAUCUUCAUCGUGAUCCGAGACAAACCGCUCAGCUCCAUCAAGGCGGACAUCGUUCAAGCCUUCCUCUCGAUUCCCAGCCUGAGCCACAGCGUCAUCUCCCAGACCAGUUUCCGAGCCGAGUACAAGUCCACAGCGGGGCCCACCGUGUUCCAGAAGCCGGUCAAGUUUCAGGUGGACAUCACCUACACGGAGAGCACAGCAGCCACCAAGGAGAACGGCAUCUACUCCGUCACCUUCACCCUGCUCUCAGGACCCAGUCGACGCUUCAAGCGGGUGGUGGAGACCAUUCAGAGCCAGUUGUUAAGCACACAUGACCAGCCUGGAGUCCAGCAGCUGUCUGACGAGAAGAACGGCCAGGUGCCGUACAACACGCCCACCAAGCGCUGCCCCUCACCCAUGCACGUCCGACGGCACGAGCAGGCCGAGGCCACCGACGGCAAAGGCCCCCCGGCGGCUCGAGACCGGGCCCGGCUUCCGUCCGUGGGGCUGCAGGAGGAGUGCUAGACCCUCCGCUUGUACAUAGCUAGCUGUGAACAUACUCUUUUUAUAAAAGCAAAACUUUAUUUAGAUAGAUAGUGACAUUCUACAAAUCCCCUUCCUCCACCACCAUCACCAUCAUCAUCCUCCACCCGCCUUCAUCUCCUCCAUCUCAUCGCUGCUGCUCUGACCUGACUUGUUUCUGAUGCCAGGAAUCAUCCAGAAAACCUAUUAAGCCCCUCGUCCUCCCCUUCACACCCCCCCCUCCUCGACGGACAAGCCAAGAGAGACGGACAAUUGUUGACGGAGGACUUCUUUUUGAGUGGCGCGCGGGGGGUUACCAUGGAAACAGACCCUUCAUACCGACCUCCAUCUCCUUCUGUGCCCCUUCUCCACCUCCGGCAGCAUCACGACACCGUCAGUGUUCGCACACGACAUGACUCCAUGAGACACACAAACACACAAUAUGCACAGAAAACUCUGGGAUAUAUAACAGUGGUAAACAAAUCUAUAGAAAAAAAAGAAUAUCGGGGGGAGAAGGGGGCGGAGCUUGUGGACAAACCGGAUUGUAUUGUUUGCUUUUUAAUGUACCUUCUUUGAGAUGAACCGGGUUUAUUAGAGUUGAUAUUAUCGCUGCGACAGACCGCGGUUGCAGCGGUGGGUGGGGGGUGGUUGGUGGGCGGGGCCUGUGAUGACAGUAUUGGGAGGUGGGGGGGUCUUUCAAAAUGAAUGAUCUAUUCUGUUGUACAGACUGAUAUCAUUUCUUAUGUAUAAAACUGAAAUGUCUAGUUGUGACACGAUGUUUAGAGACCAUAGCGACGGACGGGUCGACCCGUCGGGUACUGUUCUUAUAAACUCCUGCGUGUUUUGGUUUACUCCAUGGCGUCUGUCCUCGUUUUGGUCGGCCUCAUAUCGACGCGAGCGUUUCCUGUCUCAUGUCAGCUCAAGCACUUUCUUUCGUUCCAUUUCCAGUCAUACCUCUUCUCUUCGGCUGCGUCCACACGACCGCAGUUUUCAACCAAACUGCCGAAAAUUAAGAACCUGGGUAUUCAUUACACUCAAACUCACUUCCUGUUUCUUUUUUUUUUCGAAAAAAUAUUGCAGUUGUUCAAAGUACCAUGGGAAUUAUAGUCAUUUAUAUGCAUCCCCUCUUCUCUUGUAAAUAGUUGUGAAGCUUCGUGAAGCGUUGUUGUCUUCAGAGCCUGCUUUGCCACCAAUGGAGCCCUUAAAGUGAAGCUUCAUCAGACCAACACUAAGCUCUUGUUAGGUACCAAGGUCUUGACAAGCUAACUAUGUUUAGCAUCAUGGUCAUAGUCAGAACAUUCAGUUUCUACUGAAAACAUAGGUGACAUGCAGCUAUUGUUUCUUUUUUCUCCCCAAUGGAUAUUUAUUUAUUUUAUUUAUUUACAAAUAUUUUUAAUAUAUUUCUUUUUUUGUUUUUUGUUUUUUCUUUUCUUUCUUCUGCAUUUGUAAUUCAUGUUUUUUCCCUUUAUUUCAAUUUAAGACAACAAUUCCAGCUAAAAUGCCUGUUUUUCUUUCUUAAAAAAUUUUUUGUUUUAUGUUUUCUUUUUUCUCUUUUUCAGUUCAAGACCAAAAAUGAAAAAAAAAACGUGUAAUAUAAAUUUUAUAUUGGCUUUUUCUUUUCUUUUUUUUUCAAUUUAAGACAAAAAUAUUUCCUCUUUGUUUUAAGUUUUGUACUGUGACGUUUAAAUAUAUAUAUAGAUAUAUAUAUAACAUAAUUCCAUUUACUUGCCAACAUACCACUUUAAUAGUUUGCGACUUCAUUAAUGAAAGUAAAGUGUACUGUAAAGGCGUCAGGGAGACUUUUUCAAAUAUUAUCAUUACUAUUGUUAUUAGUUUCAGAGCCCAUUACAUGGCCAUUUAUUUAAAAAAAAAUAAAAAGGCCUCCUUUUUCUAAGCAAUUAAAAACCCAUCGACGUGAAAUAUGGUGCAUCUGGGCUCUGAAACUAAAGAGUAUUUAGUUCCCAUAUUAUGGAAAUAUUAAGGAAAAAAUGUUGUUGGGAAUAAAAGAGCUUCAAAUGGACAUUAUUUUCAGGACAAAAAAAAGUCAAACUCAAGAAAACAGCGUCGUGUGGACGCAGCCUGAGACUCACUUUACCAGCAGUAGGAGUAGAGGAAAAAAAACUGUACAAAUGCAAUUGUGGAUAUUUUUGUAUUUCUGUCUUUAUUUAUUGAUGUUUGUCCAUCUCGCGCUGUCACUCCCUCAUUUAUACUAACUUGUACGAACAAAGCCGUUAGCUGAGUUGAAUGUUAUUUAUUACCCUCUAGUGUGUUUGUAAAACAGGGCGACAUUCGAAGAAAUGUAUUUUCUUCCGCAUUUUUAGCAGAAUCAUGUGAGGUUCCCUCUCGGUGGGGAGGGCGGGAUUUUCUGGGGGGGGGAAAAAAGACUUACCGGUGAUUUAAGAAUGUAGACUUAGCCUCUAUUUGAAGAGGAUCUAUCGCUCUUCUAUUGGUAUUUGUCAGUUUCAUAUUAUCGUGGGUGUCGGUCGGUGGGGCCCGAGGAGAAGGACGCCGCUCACGCUCCAAACAGUUCUUCUUCUCUUUGUACAUAGAGACCAAGCUCUGGGGGUGGAUUGUCUUCUGGGCCGUGCUGCGAUUCCUGCUCUCUGCUUUUAGCUUGUAUUGCUGUGUGCAUGUCAGACUUGAGCUUUUCUUUGCAUGGCUUUCGUGUCAAUGUUCCAUGCCAAACUCUCUCCUCCCAUUCUCCAGGCUCUGUCCCUCUCCGCUUUGAUUUCUGGCCUUCUUCUUCGUCCUUUUCCUCUUGCUCUCGUGCACAAGGUUUUUUGAACAAUGCUUCCUUUGCUCUGUACCGCCCUCUCUGGAAGGAAACGCUGGGGUGCGGGCGCUUGUCGGCCACAGGGAGAGGAUCAAUACUCCAAAACACAAAGCAAUACCCUCCUGUUCACCCCUGUUUUGUUUUCUACAACGGGAAGCUAGCAGCUCUGAGAACAUGUGAUGAUUCCGUGGCCCUACACGGUUUCAGGACAGAGCAGGAACAAACAAACAGAUGGAUGUAAUCCCCAUAUAAACAUAACUGUGAGCAUCUUCAGUGCUGCAACAAAUAAACUCAUUCAGUUAUA